UUUCAGACAAAAAUAUUGUUAUAUAAUAGAUAUUAUUAAUUUCAAGUACCUUCAAAUACUAAGAAAAUUCCUUAGUGUAAUAAGACUUGUCCUCAAUAAAUGCCAGCAAUUUUAUCAAAAAAAUGUAUUGAAUAUUUUUAUUCCUUAUGUACGAACACUUGAAGCAGUUGUAAAAAAUUCCAAAACUAUGAUUGAAAAUCUACACAAUGCUAUGAUGUUUUUAAGCUAUAUAGAUACAAGAUUUUUGUUUUCUGAAGGUUUCAUACCUCAUCCUAUAAUUGAUGCAAUCAAUUUUAUACAUCAAUUCGUCUUAGAAAUAAGUUUGGAAACUAACUCUUUUGAUCUCAACAAAUCACCUUAUGAAAUCUCUGAAAUGAAACUUGAGAAUUUGACAGUAUUUCAAACAGACGCAUCCGAAAAAGUAGAAUUUUUUUUUCAAAAUUGUAACUCUAUGGACAUUUUUCUAACAAAAGAUUUAAAAAAUAUUAAAAUUGCGGAAUUACCUAAUGACUUAUUNUCUGCAAGAAAAGAGAUAAUGAAUAAGUUUUUCGACGAAAUUAUUGAAGUUUGGUACAUAAACAUAGGAUUUGAAGAAUUUCUCAACCCUAAAACAGCAGAUCUCCUAUUGGUUUGACCGACGGGAAGUAGCCGCCUGUUAUUAUUGGUUUUUUAUUUGAUGCCAGUGUGAUACGCGAGAAGAGUGUACACACGUUCGUUAAUGCAUUUCUGUCCGGCACACCAGUGGAUGUGAUUACUAUGGGUCUAUCGUAUUAUGUAUGUCACUGAAACAUCCAUCGAUUUCCCAGCAACCCGUCAGUGAGUAAAUAUUAAGAAUUCUUUUUAUUGUUUGUUUUAAAGGAUAAACAGUCCACAUAUUAUAU
Molecule: messenger RNA, 881 nt
Organism: Daktulosphaira vitifoliae (grape phylloxera)
Lineage: Eukaryota; Metazoa; Arthropoda; Insecta; Hemiptera; Phylloxeridae
Exons: 3
Coding region: 188-634 (148 amino acids)
Source: RefSeq, a predicted model, not a curated record